This is a messenger RNA of Cyclopterus lumpus (lumpfish), 648 nucleotides long. Its product is annotated as claudin-3-like. The transcript has a single exon. Gene Ontology annotation, molecular function: structural molecule activity. Gene Ontology annotation, biological process: cell adhesion; bicellular tight junction assembly. Gene Ontology annotation, cellular component: plasma membrane; bicellular tight junction. The coding region runs from base 1 to 648 and encodes 215 amino acids. Lineage: Eukaryota; Metazoa; Chordata; Actinopteri; Perciformes; Cyclopteridae. The record is from RefSeq and is a predicted model, not a curated record.
AUGUCUGUAGGGCUGGAGUUGAUAGGCAUCUCCUUGUGCAUUUUGGGAUGGAUUAUUGCCAUCUUGGGGUGCGCCCUCCCCAUGUGGAGGGUGACGGCCUUCAUCGGCAGCAACAUCGUGACCGCUCAGAUCAUCUGGGAGGGCCUGUGGAUGACCUGCGUGGUCCAGAGCACGGGCCAGAUGCAGUGUAAGGUGUACGACUCCAUGCUCGCCCUCUCCCAGGACCUCCAAGCCGCCCGCGCCCUCACCGUCAUCUCCAUCCUGUUAGCCAUCGUGGCAGUGCUUAUCGCCAUCACCGGGGCCAAGUGCACCAACUGUAUCGACGACGAGGCGUCCAAGUCCAAGGUGAUGAUCAUCUCCGGGGUCUUCUUCAUCGUUGCCGGGGUCAUGCAGCUCAUUCCUGUCUCCUGGUCAGCCAACACUAUAAUCAGGGACUUCUACAACCCUCUGCUCACUGACGCUCAGCGGAGGGAGCUGGGGGCUGCUCUGUACAUCGGCUGGGCGGCAGCUGCCCUCCUGAUUCUUGGCGGCGCACUGCUCUGCUGCUCCUGCCCGCCGCGUGAGACCAGGUACAACCCUUCACGAAUGGCUUACUCUGCCCCGCGGUCCGCAGGCGGCCCAGGGUUAGAAAGGAAAGACUAUGUAUGA